CUGUGAUCUGCCUAUUAUCCAUUUGCUUGUAAACUCUAGCUAGCAUAUACGCUUGAUUGCGAUUCUUGCGAAAAUAAGAAAAAAGAGAUCAAACAAGGCUUGAACAUUAGAGAGAUGAGCUGCCGUUCCUGUAACUAAUAACAAACUCACUAUCCUCAAAGAAAGCAGACCGAAAAAAAAGAAGGAAAUUCUACAUGCCAUUAUAAAAAAAAAAGAAAUUCUACAUGCCAUUAUAAAAAAAAGGAAAUUCUAAAAGAAAACAAACCGGCUCGAAAGUUAAUUUGCUAGGAAAAAAAAGAAGCAAUCUUCGUGUACUUGCUAAAAUUUCUCAGCUUUGUCACUAGUCCCCUCGAGCGGAUGUAUUAGUCGGCUCGCCAACCGUAAGUGGGCCACCUCCUUAAUAGCGUUUUCAUCGAACGAACUGGUUCGGUAUUAAAUAUAGCCUGCAUGCAAAUAGUAGACCAAUGCAUGCAGGGUAUCAUUUUCCUCAUAGGGGAGAGUGAGGCCACUCCACGCAAAUAGUGAUGGCACGACACAGUUUCACGGCAGUGUUGGUCGGCUAGCUCCAUGACGCAGUUUAAGUUAAUUAAUAGGCGCCUAGAUCGCCCUCUCGACUAAUACACCCGAAUGAAAGCGUGUCUUGGGAUGCCCACCCACGAGCCAGCCAAGCCAAGCCAUGGACGGUCCGGCUUACGCCACGUCACUGAUCCGAGGACCAGGCAGCUGCACCCACCGUGUCGCCAUCUCUAUAUAUACAAGAAAUAGUGACCCAUCCGCGUGCGGGGUGCGCGUGCGAUUUAGGACUUUGGCGACGGCGAGAGGCGAUGAGAUAUAUCAGGUGUCGAGCGCCGCAUCACCGACGGAGAGGCCGGCGUCCGUGCCCGCAUCGGGAGCCGCCACACACAACGCGUCCGGGGCAGCUUUGCCUUGGCCUCCGUCGGCGUCUGAGCAACACUCUGAGAUGGUCCACGCUCCCGCCGGCCAUGACGACCGAGGACUGGCCGAGAUGGUGGUCCACGCUCCCGCCAGAGCUCCUCCGCCUCAUCGCCGAAUCGCCUCGGAGCCAGGGGAAAUUUCUCCUCCUGAACAGCGACACCGGCCGCUUCCUCCACAAAAAGCUCCCGCUGUUCGGGCCGGCGACUACCACUACCUGGUGGCAACCACUCACCGCGGCUACUUUCUGUAAGUGCUAAUGCUU
This is a messenger RNA of Triticum dicoccoides, 1198 nucleotides long. RefSeq lists its product as uncharacterized. Bases 677 to 1186 code for a protein of 169 amino acids. The record is from RefSeq and is a predicted model, not a curated record. NCBI's taxonomy places the organism in Eukaryota, Viridiplantae, Streptophyta, Magnoliopsida, Poales, Poaceae. The transcript is spliced from 2 exons.